AGUAAACUUGGAAAGAAAAAAAAAUAGCAAUAAAAUCGUUUGACACGCUAUACAAAGGGAAGGCAGGAGGUGGUGUCUUAUAAAACACAGCUAAUUACACACAACAACCAAAGUAAACCAAACAAGAAUGGCAGAAUUAGCAGAGACUGCAGUGAUGCCUAAGGUCAUAACUUUCCUCUCUUCUCUUCUUCAAAGAGUAGCAGAAUCUAAUGAUAUUAGCCAUCAGUUAUACCCCCAGAAAGCCUCAAUCUUUCAUGGCCUAACCAGACCUACUAUAUCCAUUCAAAACUAUCUUGAGAGAAUCUUCAAGUAUUCAAAUUGUAGCCCCUCUUGUUUUGUUGUUGCUUAUGUGUAUCUUGAUCGGUUUUCUCAGAGACAAUCCUGUUUUCCUCUCAAUUCUUUCAAUGUGCAUAGAUUGCUCAUCACAAGUGUCUUGGUCUCUGUCAAGUUCAUGGAUGAUAUAUAUUACAACAAUGCAUUCUAUGCUAAAGUUGGAGGGAUCAGCACAAGAGAGAUGAAUCUUCUUGAAGUGGAUUUUUUAUUUGGUCUGGGCUUCCAGUUGAAUGUGACACCAGCCACAUUCCACCUCUAUUGCUCUUACCUUCAGAGAGACAUGUCGAUUCAGUCUCCUCUGCAAAUAGUAGACACUCCUCUAAAUAUCGCAAGACCACUGAAAAUCCAUUGCUGUUUCAAUGAAGAUGAAUCCACUCAUCAAAAACAGCUUGCUGUUUAGAUAAUAUUUAGGACGGUUAGGAAAGUUGGACCUAAAAAAAAAAAGAACUAGCAGGCUUUUAGUAGUGCUAGUCAUGUAGGGUCAUGCACAUGUGAGAGCUUGGAUAUUUUCCAUAAGCAUUCUGGUUUGAAAUGAUGGAGUCGAAACUCUCAUCUGGCUUCCUAUGAUUUGAGGCACUGCACACAUUUUCAAGCUCAGUUUUUUAUGCUCCUCGUCGUGUUUCUCCUUAGCUUUUUGGUUGGAAAUUUGCAAAUCAAUGCUAUGUACAGAUGAGCUUUUAUGCCCUGUUGCCCAAGUUCCUCAAUGGGACAAGUAAUCCAGGCUUCUAGAGACUGUGACCGACUGCUGACGGAAGCAGUAUCAGUAGAAAACGGAAUCUUGCUUAGCCUUCCAAAUGCAUGGAGAAAAAAAUAUUGCAAUUGAAGCUAGCACUGCGCAAUCAAUCUAUGCAUAUGUAGGAGACUAGCCAUAUAGAGUUGUGUUGUGAUUUCAAUUGUUAACAAUGGUUAAUGACUGUAAGGAAGGAAUUUAGCUGGUGAUUAAAGAUUAAAGAGAUAUGUUCAUUUUUUAA
Molecule: messenger RNA, 1304 nt
Organism: Populus nigra (black poplar)
Lineage: Eukaryota; Viridiplantae; Streptophyta; Magnoliopsida; Malpighiales; Salicaceae
Product: cyclin-U4-1-like
Exons: 2
Coding region: 128-733 (201 amino acids)
Biological process (GO): regulation of cyclin-dependent protein serine/threonine kinase activity
Molecular function (GO): protein kinase binding
Source: RefSeq, a predicted model, not a curated record